Molecule: messenger RNA, 8001 nt
Organism: Varroa destructor (honeybee mite)
Lineage: Eukaryota; Metazoa; Arthropoda; Arachnida; Mesostigmata; Varroidae
Biological process (GO): adenylate cyclase-modulating G protein-coupled receptor signaling pathway; cell surface receptor signaling pathway
Cellular component (GO): plasma membrane
Molecular function (GO): diuretic hormone receptor activity; peptide hormone binding; G protein-coupled peptide receptor activity
Source: RefSeq, a predicted model, not a curated record
AUAAUUAUAUUUCAGUGCUUCGAAUGAACCUAACAUUCUUAGUCAUUUUUUAUGAGAACGUCUGUGACUCUCUUCUUCACGAGCCGCAUUUCAAACGACCCAUAAAAUGAAUGGCGUGAAACCCUUUAUCGUUAAAAGGAUGUUAGGUUUAUUUAACGGUAGGGUAAAUGGAGUAUAAUCUGGACUCCAUUGUGAGCCUAGCACAUCUACUACCUAAUAUUCGGAGUUUGCCGUAAAGGGGAAGAUGAAAGUUAUCUGUAUACUGAGUGGGCGCUCAUUUUGCAGUGAUACGGGCCAAGCAACAUCUCCUACCAUCGACAAGUACAUAGACGACGACAGACAAAUUUUACAUAAGAAAGUUUGUUUAUGAUUUUCGACAAGCGUGUUCUUUAUAAGUUGAUCUUCAGUAGGCCUCCGUCAUGCUAUUCCUACUAUUACAUCAACCUGUCUACUCAUCUUUCUUGGUCCAUAUGGCCUGCGAAGGGACUGUUAUCUAUGUACUUUACUUCGAUCGUCCUGUAGAUUGUUCUCCUAUAAAACACGAAGUCUAGACGCUUUGAAAAAAUUGGCAGUUUAUAUGAAAUUAGGCUGCAUACGAAGAAUUAUUUUCCUCUCUGUGUUGACCAGCAUUCGUGGACAAGCCAAGCCUGGACUAUAAAGCUGAUACGAAGGCCGGGGACAGGUAAAAAGGUAGUAAAAAAGCAACAGCUUCAAGAACCCGUUCGUUCGCCUCAAGAAUUCAGAUUUCCCGAAAAGUAAAGGACGUAUGCUAAAAAGAGUAGAAGCCAGUUAGAUCAGUAGAUAGGUGUGCUGUCUCCUCAAGUAAUUUCCCCACAAUGAAUAAUCCAGCUGAGUUGAAGACACCGGGCCUUAUUGAAUCUGAAAGAUAUUGCUAGAAAGGGAAGAGCCCUGCGGGUCAGUCGGGUGGGAAGGCAAUAGUAAUAACGGUGUCUGUGUUGUCCAGACAGCAGUUAUCGUAACCGCAGUAGCAGUCAAUUGGUAGAAUGGAUGAACAUUUGGUCGCGGUACGGUACGCCUUUGAUGCUGGUACUGCAAGAGGUUAUUUCGUGCAAACAGGACGCCUUGAAAGAAAAGUUGCAGGAAGGCGAUAUCUACAGAGGGCCAACCGCAGCGAAACAUUCAUUUCGUCUAGCAUUUAAAGGGGGCUGUUGCCCGUGAACAAGUAUCGGGAAGAAAUGGCCAAGGCCAGACUUAACGGUAUCUUCUGUUUAACGUUGCCAAGCAGAAUGUACAAAUCCACAUAGACAUGUCUCGACCCGCAAAGAUUCUGUUGCGAUGCGGCGAACCUUUCUGACGCCACCCUUUGAAAGAAACACGCGAGUAUGUAUACUUCUCUACAGGAUAAUAAAAGUAAACAAUUGAAAAAGCUACUCCUGCGAAACUUUUGUUGACGAGAGUGUUUUUGAUAGAUUAGAGUAGAAAGCUUUGUACCUAAAUGCAUGAGGUGUAAUAAUCCUAGUAAUAUGUAUUAUUUGGAAUAAUAACACAUGUUAGCUUCCAUUUGCUUCGAAACAAUGUUUUCCCUUUUUUUUUUUUCUAAAGAAAUAGUUUAACUGUUCCUACUCUGACAUUUUCAUUGUGACUGAAACAUUUGUAUUGCUGUUCGUUCCGAAAUUUAGCUUGCGGUAUAUCGCUAUUUUUAACGACAUGAAGAACUGUAUUUCAAAAUCGGACCAAGAUUGCACGAGUUUCGAUUAUGUACGACAAUGAUACAGAUUUGAAAUGAAAAUGUUUGUUUCCAACAUCUCUAUUAAAACGGUUAUCAGUAAGCUACAUUGCUUGCCUCCAGGUAAUACCGGCAUAAAUGGUGCUACUGAUAGGAAGGUAAUAAAAGAUAAGCACAUUAAAUACUACAUGAUUUCCGGGACUCGUUAUGUGCGCAUGUCAGCGGGCAUUAACUGGAAACAACGAAGCCAGAGCAAACCCUAACGCUUCGUAGUGAUCCAUCUCUAAACACCAACCUUCCUUCUUCCCAUAGUUUUUUCUAAACAUUUCUCUUUCUAGCCAUCUGUCGAUCGCGUCCGGUAUGCUACAAGGGCGCAUCAAAUGUUGGUUAAAACUUGUUAAUGGUGAAUAAAACAAAAUUAUGUUAUAUAAAAAAAUAAAGGUCUUCUACGCAGAAAUUUACUAUUUAGGAUGUGGCACGCUUUAGGAGUGCCCUUCCUAAGGAGUAAAUAUCCUCACUAAAGGAUUUCUAACAUCCGUUUCCGUUCCAUCAUCGGCUGCGGCCGACGUAAAAGUUCUCAAAAAAUCCUCGUAUGUUUAAGUUAGCGAACACCUAAAGAUUUUCCCUAAAAGCUUUUUCGUUUGUAGGCAUGAAUGAGAGCGUAUUCGCAGCAGUUCCAGGAACGUUCCUCACGAAUACCAAAUUGCACAGUUACAGAAGCAAACAGAUUGCUUCUGGACAUUUCACUCGAAGCGUGAGGUGUAAAUAACACAACCACUCCUGCCCUCUCUCUAAGCACUAGCAGAAGUUUGAUGAUUAACUGCGAUGCGAUUAGAGCUUUUCUUAGUUCUUCCAUUAGGCACACAGGGAGAAGGUCAUAGCUACAGUGAAAAAGGGUACUCGUUCAGAUCGUUUCGCAUGGCGACGGCAUUAGCGGUAGAAAUUCUCGUGAAGGUUAGCAAGAGCGAACGAAGUGAACGCCUUCGGCGACAGUGAACGCAUGAACUCUUUCAAGAGCGCUUAUCUCCACGGAGGAGCUUGACAUUGCGUGAAAAAUACGAAGGUCGGCACCUAAAACUGCGAUCUGAGAGAACAAGUCGAUGUAGUAUGCACGAAAACACGGAACGGGGCUGAGCUCAGUGCUGCAACGAUGCUGCAAAGCGAUGUCAAGGAUAACAUGGAAAGCUGCCCCGAGAAAACACUGGUCUUUGAUUCCGCAUUGGGCAACUGCAAUGCAGCUAUAAGAGGACCUUUCAGCGGAAGUGAGUCGCUUUCGGUGGUGCGUGGCGCCAUCCUCGACGCCACUCCCGGUUUCAUCCCCAGAGCCAGCCAUCGCUUUUGCAUCGUCGUCACCGCCGCCCUUCGGCGUCAGGCGCGGGGCUCGUGCAAUGGCUACGCCUUCGGCAAAGGACAGCGUCAUGACAUGGGACAUGUCAGAGCCCGUGGGCAACGGUACCGACAACAGUAAUGCCCUGUCGAUGAUUGACUGUCUGCUCAACGCAUACAAUAGCAGUCUUCUUAGGUCUUCUAGCAAGUACUGCAACGCUACGUGGGACGGUUUGUCAUGUUGGCCACUGACGCAGGCAGGACGCUUGGCAGAAGUGCCAUGCUUCGAGUCUCUAAACGGCCUAUAUUACGACACUUCGAAAAACGUGACGCGUAGGUGCUUCCUAAAUGGCACUUGGCACGCGAAAAGCGAUUAUUCCAACUGCGUACCGCUCAUCUCUAUUGAUAAUCAGAAUCAAACAUCAAAUAUAAUGAUAUACUCGAUCGGGUACGGAUGCUCGAUGGUAGCACUUAUUAUAGCCAUUUGGAUAUUCAUCUAUUACAAGGAUUUACGAUGUUUACGAAAUACAAUCCAUCUUAACCUCAUGGUAACCUAUCUGCUAACAGCCAUCGUAUGGUUUACGAUUCAACGACUAAUUCUCGUUCGGGAGUUCGGGGAUUUCACGUGCUACCUCUAUAUACCGCUCACGUAUCUUAUGGGCACGAGCUUCUUUUGGAUGUUUGUCGAAGGACUAUAUCUGUACAUCCUGGUCGUGAAGACGUUUUCCGUAGAGCUGGUGAAGUUAUCGGCAUACAUGUUUAUCGGGUGGGGCACGCCAGCAGCAGUCGUCCUUUGUUGGGCAAUUGUCAAGAAGUCGUACACUACGGACGACACGUUUUCAGAAAAUAGCCCUAACGAGCAGACAUAUUGUGUCUGGCGGGUACCUGAUAUGUACGAUCUCAUCUUCUCAGUGCCCGUUAUUGCCGUGCUAAUUAUCAACAUCUUCUUUUUGGCGCAAAUUAUGUGGGUGCUAAUAACAAAGCUACGGGCUGCUACGACAGCAGAGUCUCAGCAAUACAGGAAAGCCGCUAAAGCCCUGCUUGUUCUGAUUCCGUUGCUCGGGGGAUGCUACAUACUUGUCAUCACGACACCAAACGAAUACAAGUAUCUACAGGCACUCUUCAUACCCACUCAGGGUUUGACGGUAGCAGUGUUGUACUGUUUUAUGAACGGCGAGGUGCGGAACUCAGUGCGCCAUCACAUCGAGCGUUGGAAAACGAUGCGGGCGCUCGGCAGCCAUCACGGAGCGCGGCACUCGGUAUCGAUCUCGUACCGCUUUCACCAUGCCACCAACACCCCAAACCAUCAUAAUAACCAUCAUACUAACAAGGCAACCACUACAACCCCCAAUAAUCACCAAAACCAAGCUAUCAGUCAUCCCGUAUUAAACCAUAUCACCGGUAGCAGCAGCAGCAGCAGCAGCAGCAGCAGCAACUUUUCCAGCCCGAAGGCAGCAAACAUACCCCUUCUACCACCUUCUACUACAAGCACUAACAGGAACAAUAACACGACCAGCAGCCGUAACAACAAUAACAGCAACAGUCUCCACAAUCUAACAGGUACUACCAAUAGCACUCCCACAAGCAUUACAAAUCCCCUCUAUCUAAACCCGAUAAUUUACCGCGACCAUUCUCACUUGCAAAAGCAAAGUGACAGUGGCAACAGUGGCCGCCAUCGACGGACAUCCACAACAACACCUCCAUCGACUGUGAUGGCCGCUACGAUGGUAAGCCUGUUAUUGUCGAACCAUUCGACUAGCAGUGUCAACAGCCCCACGACAAAUGGUUCUGCGGGUGAUCGUUGCCCUCAUGUUGCUGCUGCUGCUGCUGCCGCCAGCUUUUCAACAACUACAAUCAGUAAUCCUGCUAGCGUCAAUAACUCCACAGAUACUAUUACAGACUACCACAUUGGCCAAGACAUGAGUAAGCCCCAGUUGAAGAAGCCGUUCAUUGGGAAUGGGCCCAACACCGUUUUAGUUCCUUCGCCCACAGUAACUGCAAACGGUGUAAUCACCCAUUCUUUGCUGACCACAACACAAUUUGGUAGCAAUAAUAAUAACAACAAUUUCACAACGAGAAACACCUUUAGCACUACGUUCAAUGGUACUGCUCACACUAAAAUCACCCCCACUAGUUCCACCGAAACCUCAACAACAACAUCAUCAUCAUCGCCACUUUUGUUCAAUUCAGGAGCAGCAGCAGCAGCAGCAGCAGAAAUAAUUCCAAACGAACCGUUACCCCUUUGCCGAUCUGCUUCGCUCGCCACUAACUGCAGUAAUAGUAAAAUGCAGAAAUUGCAGCAGCGACCGCCGGCAGUCAAAAAUCACAUUAGUAGUACUGGUAGCCACCAUUAUGUCGUUGUAGCUAUGCUAAAAUCGGUGGACGGCUCUCACGUUACUGAUACGGCAAAUGAUUACCACGUUGGCAAUGCAUCUGUUGCUGCUGUUAGUGUUCAUGGUGAUGAUGAUGGUGAGGUGGCUGUCGGUUGCGAUGAUUUAGAUUAUGCUGAUCAUGAUAGUGAUGAUGAAAAUGAUGAGUUUGGCGUUGAUGGACUUGAGGAUAGCCAGCGCCACCUCGUGGGCUGUGAUGGUCUUGCCGGUAGCAGGUCGGAUGCAAGUGCUGAUAAGAGCGGCCGAAACAGCUGCAGCGGCAAGGCCAGCUGGCCACCAGGGUUAGGAGGUGUGGGGGUUGGCGGCGGCGGUGGUAGUGAUUACGGGAACGAGGGCGGCGUCGGAGCCCCCUGCGCUACGCUGGCAGGUGGUGCUGAGGCCGGAGUGCCGGGCAGUGCGCGUUAUGGCCUGCUUAGCUCUCUUGGCUCGGUCGGUUCCGAUAUCGGCGAGCUGGGCGAUCUGGCCUGUUGUAGAUCGCCUCUCUACGGUUUAUCACCGGUAUCGUUACCUGAACAAACUGGCUUUCUACUCCCGAGUUCCGUUCAUAUUGCUAAUAAGGUUCACGCACCCAUCGGCGUCAGUUUGGCCACCAUCGACGUUCCUGCGGUCGCCUUGGUUACCACUACCACUAACAACAAUAUCAGUCAUAACGAGAACAACCGUCAACUACUUCACAGGACUUCCGAACGAAGACGGUAAUCACCAUCACCUCGCCUAAGCGGUGUGGCCAACGUAGAGGCAACUUAUAAGGCAGAAAAGUUUGCGUCCGCCAUUGCCAGCGUGUGGGUUAGCGCUUCGAUCGACUGGGAGUACGAUCCUGCACUUGUCUCCGCCGGAUGACGCCCGCGAACCAUGCGAAUGUCGCUCACACAGCAAAAGAAGUUCCGCACAGCCGGUCGUCGUCCUGCGUAUCUCAUAUAAAUGCGUGUUCACGAGAGAAACGUCGAAAUGCUCCAAAAAUUACUGGAAGUGUAUUAUUUAGAAGAUGCAAUAAGCUCACAUUUGUCAUUUCGGAUAUUACAACUCAUAUUAAAAGCAGGCAGAAGAGUAACGCUUAUAGAUCACUAACUAUUUAUGCCAAACAAAUAAUUUGAAGUCGUGCUUACGAUUGGAUUCUUCACUUCUGCAAUCUGAAACAUUUCUAUAAUUUUUCGGUGCAAUUAUUCGAUGUCCCCGUAUCUGUUCUCUUGUCGCUAUUUGAUUGCCAGCGCUGGAUAGGGCCGCCGGGAUCCCCGGAUCAAUCUCUCGUCUGAAUACCGGUAACUGAUUGAGAUCUCGUGUGCAUGGAAAGUGCAACGAGCUGUUUGUGCGUAAAGGUUUCAUUCGGGUGACAUGUGCGGCUGUUCUAUAUGUCAAUCGUGUAUCUGUUCGUGACGCCACGUAUUCACUUUACCGCGUACGACCUCACCGAUUUAGUAAAUGUUGUGUGAAGCCGAUCCCGACCCGCCCACGAAGCAAGCACACUGCGUUCGUCCUUGCAUAUUAGAAGGUUCCCAAGCCAGACUGAAUGUCAAGCAGAUGCAUCAAUCACAGGAUGAAAAAGAACUCGAUGACGAUACACGAAGCUAGAGAUGUAUUGCCACCACGUCACACCCUUCCGCAUGCUAUUUACUGCAUAUGUCUGAGAAUGCGCUGAAAGUAAAAGGAGUAACCCUGGAGGCCAUGGAGAGAUAUAUCGCUUGCCUGCAAUGAGCCUGAUGCUAUGUAUGACUGGUUCCAUUUCAGUUAUUUCGCAACUGAUUCGCUCGUUAGUGAAUUAUUGCAUAAAUAACUGUUCGGUUGUCGGCACGCUGAUCCGACCUUCAGCUAUGCAUCAGCAUAUAAAAUGCCUGAACUGAAAAUCAGAGAACUGAAAGUAUGAAAACGAUCAUGGAGGACAUGAAGAUGUGUAGGCAUAAAGGAGUUUAAUUAACGACUACAUGUUCAUUCUUGUCACCCUAUGUAACGGUGAUGCAGAGUACGUCUAUUUGCGCUGGCCCGUAAUCUUGGCAUCGCUUCACUUCAAUUCACUUCACUUACUUAUGCCCCUGUUUGCGUCUUUGUAAAUGCCUGUUAUUCGUGUUUUUGUGCUUUUUUUAUGUCAAAAAGUCACGAAGCUCGAAGCCCCUUCCUCCAGAAUUAUCCGCGCGAUACCCUACGGUUAACCCGUAUCAGUCGUGGUCUCCCCUCGUGCUGUCUGUCCGACAAGCAAGGCCUGCAUAUAACGCAUGCAUCCUAGGGGCCAAAUGAAGUAUAUUCGGCCAACAAUGACCCUUGAGGAGCAAAAGAACAAACUGGCAAGUGAAUUAUCGAUAAAUCUAACAUGUACCAUUUUUUUCUGUGUUGUCUUAUCUCUAUCCCCUAACACAACGUAACGUUUGUGUCACCGCUUGCAUUGCUGCUUCUCAUCCGGAUUACAUCGCGUUACUGGGACGGGAUUUUAUUCCCCGUUAACUUCAACUUCGGCUAAUGUUGAGUUGCGUUACAUAUGUAUAUUGCAAUGCACCACGUUGCUGCCGCUGCAGCGCCUUUACAAAGAUGACCGAAGAGAGUCGCGUCAUACCAGAGCGGGAAGCUGCGUGUCCUUCACUACUUCAGUGACCUGUGCCAACAAUGCAC